AUGAAACAAAAAAAAGAUCAAGCAAACAUCGAUCCAAGGUUUGACAAUUUAUCAGGAAAAUUUAAUGAAGGAUUAUUUGAAAAAUCUUAUGAAUUUAUAGAAGAAUAUAAAAAAUCAGAGAUUAAUGAAAUUUCUAAAAGAAUUGAAAAAGAAAAGGAUAUUGAAGAAAAACAAAAAUUACAACAAUUGUUAGAUAAAAUG
Messenger RNA from Entrophospora sp. SA101, 201 nucleotides. The record is from the annotation of a GenBank genome assembly. Lineage: Eukaryota; Fungi; Glomeromycota; Glomeromycetes; Entrophosporales; Entrophosporaceae.